UUUUUUUCCCCAAUUUUUUAUUAGGUGUUUUCUUACUUUACAUUUCAAAUGCUAUCCCGAAAGUCCCCUAUACCCUCCCCCGCCCUGUUCCCCUACCCACUCACUCCCACUUCUUGGCCCUGGUGUUCCCCUGUACUGAGGCAUAUAAAGUUUGCAAGACCAAGGGGCCUCUCUUCCCAAUGAUGGCCGACUAAGCCAUCUUCCGCUACAUAUGCAGCUAGAGACAUGAGAUCUGGGAGUACUGGUUAGUUCAUAUUAUUGUUCCAACCUAUAGGGUUGCAGACUUAACUUUCCAAAUGGAACGCCAGCUGUCCCAAUGCUGUUCGUUACAUUGGAAAACGUUUUCACCCUCCACCAGCUCACAUGUAUACUACUCAAACUCCGUUCCCCUCUGCAUACCCAGGGGAAGUGGCGUGGGCGCUCUGUCACCAGCAGAGGCAGUGGAGGGUUAUCCAGGACUUCUCAUAUGGCCAGGAUAACCUGAGACCCCGCCCUCGGGGGCGAGGAAGAGAGGCCGAGACUCCGCCCCCGAGAGGAGAAAAGUGCCCGCCCAGUACGAGGCGAAGCCCCGCCUACGGGCCCAGGCUACUCUAAGGUCUGGGAAACCACUGGGGCUUUCUAUGAGAGUAGUUCAAAUAAGAAUCCUCGGGCGUUAUUUGCAUAGAACUGGGGCUUCCGAUGGGAAGCCAAAAGCAUCCUAGAGGGCGUCUCGUUUGCAUAGAGCAGACACCACUUCCUCUCUCCUCCUUCCGCCUUCUUUCAUGACCCUGCCUUCCUUCGUUCUGCGGCUUCCUGUGCUUCCAGAGUUGGUGCCCAGAUGCUUCCGAAGCGACGGCGAGUGCGAGCUGGGUCCCCACACAGCGCGGUAGCCUCUUCCACGCCGCCCUCGGUGGUGCGCUUCCCGGAUGUGGCCAUCUACCUUGCGGAGCCGCGAAUGGGCCGCAGCCGCCGGGCCUUCCUCACCCGCCUGGCGCGGUCCAAAGGCUUCCGCGUCCUAGAUGCUUACAGGUGUGCGGCUCCCGGGAGGCCCCGAUGGUGGUGGGAUGCCAUCCCCCUCCGGGAGCUGGUGUAAUUGUGCCCGUCACCCCAGGGUAGGGACUUACUGUGGCCCAGGGCGGGAGCUGGCGCGCAGCUGUGACAGCAAGCAGCACCUGCGGCUUUGGGUUCCAAGCCAGCCUCGGUACUUCGCGGUUGCGGUACGGUCUCCAACCCGGAGUUCCUCUUUUUGAAAGGAUGCCAUCGAGUCAGAGGCUUCUUAAAGAGCUAUAAAAGAAAGAAUGCUCAAAGGUGACACAUGUGGUGAUGGAAGGGACCUCAGCCAAGGAGGCCAUCUGCUGGCAGAAGAACAUGGAUGCUCUCCCCACAGGCUGCCCACAGCCAGCUCUGCUAGAUAUUAGCUGGUUUACAGAAAGCAUGGCAGCUGGGCAGCCUGUCCCUGAGGAGGGCCGGCACCACCUGGAGGUAGCUGAGCCCAGGAAGGAGCCCCCAGUCUCAGCGUCGAUGCCAGCUUAUGCCUGUCAGCGCCCCUCACCUCUCACACACCAUAACACUCUCCUCUCAGUAAGCUGCAUCUAUGAGCAGAUCCUCACCCAGAGAGCGGGACAUGGGUAGAGCUGGUUGCUAUCUGGCAAGAGCGGCCUCGGUGCUCAAGUCCCUGCCCUGCCCUGUUGCAUCUUUGAGCCAGCUGCAUGGGCUGCCCUACUUUGGAGAACAUUCCACUAGAGUAAUCCAGGAGCUGCUGGAGCAUGGAACAUGUGAAGAAGUGAAACAAGUCCGUUGCUCAGAAAGGUACCAGACCAUGAAGCUCUUCACCCAGGUCUUCGGGGUUGGGGUGAAGACUGCCAACCGGUGGUACCAGGAAGGACUACGAACCCUGGAUGAGCUCAGAGAGCAGCCCCAGAGACUGACACAGCAGCAGAAAGCAGGGCUCCAAUAUUACCAGGACCUGAGCACUCCAGUUAGGCGAGCUGAUGCCGAGGCUCUGCAGCAGUUGAUAGAGGCAGCUGUGAGACAGACCCUGCCCGGAGCCACUGUCACACUGACUGGCGGUUUCCGAAGGGGGAAGUUACAAGGCCAUGAUGUAGACUUCCUUAUCACCCACCCAGAGGAGGGGCAAGAAGUAGGGCUGCUGCCCAAAGUGAUGAGCUGCCUACAGAGCCAGGGACUCGUCCUGUAUCACCAGUACCACCGCAGCCAUUUGGCAGACUCAGCCCACAACCUGCGGCAGCGGAGCUCCACCAUGGAUGCUUUUGAGAGGAGUUUCUGCAUCUUGGGUUUGCCACAACCCCAACAGGCAGCUUUAGCGGGGGCCCUGCCUCCCUGCCCAACUUGGAAAGCUGUGAGGGUAGAUCUUGUGGUCACGCCCAGCAGCCAGUUCCCCUUUGCCCUUCUGGGCUGGACUGGCUCCCAGUUCUUUGAGCGGGAGCUACGGCGGUUCAGCCGUCAAGAGAAGGGGCUGUGGCUUAACAGCCAUGGGCUGUUUGAUCCUGAGCAGAAGAGAGUUUUCCAUGCAACUUCUGAGGAAGAUGUUUUCAGACUCCUGGGCCUCAAGUACCUUCCUCCAGAGCAGAGAAAUGCCUGAACUGAGAAAUGCCUGUGGGCUGCCACACCCAUCCAUACAAAAAUGAGGGGCUGCCUCUUGCUUGACCAGGAAUGUUUCUAGACAGGAACACUGCCACCCCAUGGCCUCACCUGUGCAAAUGGAGUUUUCACCUCCUGGGACAUUAGUAGAGUGUGACCCCGAGUCAACUCAGCUUUCAACCUCCACACACCUCGCAGUCAGGGGCCUUUAGCAGUUCAUACAUCACGGACCUAUGUCAGAGCCUGAAGUCUUGGUUCUGGGCCAGCUGUGGUUGCUGUGUCUGCUGCAGAGUACUCCGUUCUGCGUGCCAGAAAAGAGAGACCUAUGUUCCCGCCCUGGGCUUGAUAUGGGAAGUGUCAUUCCAGCAGUGAGGUGUUGUGCAGAAGUAAGACGCCUGAGUGCCUGCUGCAGUAGGAGGUGGCCCAGGACAGCAACCUCCAGUGCUGGUGCUGUUGGCACCACCACCCGAAGACAUGGGUACCUGUACCAGACUUCAUAAGCAGCUCAUCUCCAGAAUCGGCCCCACAUGUGUCCUCUCUCUGUAGCUACCAAUCCCCCGCAUUCCAGCCUAGGCUAAGCCGGGCCUGCCUACCCACAAUCUCCUGUGCAGCCUCAGCCCCUGCAGUACCUUCUGGGAAGGCUGGUUUCCUAGCACAGAGACUGUAGCUCAGCAGCAUCAGUGGGCAGCAGCAGAGCGCUCUUCCUUCUUAUCCUGAGAUUGUGAGCUGCGUGGUCCCUGGUCCUGCUCCUCUGCUCUGCCACGUCUAACUGCCCUGCAGCAGUUUCGAACCUGCAAUCCUUAUGCAGGCCUGUGACCCUGCAGUCCUCAGGCAGGCCCUGUGACUCUGGUGUUUCUGUUAUCUCUUCCAGUCUCAGCUGUACCCCUCCAGAUAAGCCUUCCCCCACUUACCCAGUUCACUCCUGGUCCCUGUUUCCCAGCUCUUUGUGACCAACUUCUUCACCUUCUCUGGGCUGGAAGCACUAAAGUGUCACAGUGUCUUUGUAUCUCCAAGUGUCGAGACCUAUAAAGUCCCUUUCCUUCCUGUACACUUAGUGCCCACUGUCCCUGCCUCCUUCAGGGCCUGACAGAUGCGGGCCUCCUAGAUCAGUCAGCAGAUUAACAAGUAUUUUUAAAAUUAACAUUCAAUAAAGUGGAUUAUUUUUUUGGA
This is a messenger RNA of Mus musculus (house mouse), 3750 nucleotides long. It is a transcript of the gene Polm, whose product is annotated as polymerase (DNA directed), mu. The transcript has 11 exons. The record is from RefSeq and is a predicted model, not a curated record. Gene Ontology annotation, molecular function: magnesium ion binding; nucleotidyltransferase activity; DNA binding. Gene Ontology annotation, cellular component: nucleus; nucleoplasm. Bases 1574 to 2581 code for a protein of 335 amino acids. Lineage: Eukaryota; Metazoa; Chordata; Mammalia; Rodentia; Muridae. Gene Ontology annotation, biological process: DNA biosynthetic process; DNA repair.